AACUCCCAUCGGUCUAACCCGCCUUCACUUUAUUUAUAUACCGGCCCAAUGUCUCUUCUGUCGGCGCAAGGCGAUGGAUAGCUCAUGAAAAUGUUACUCUUCGUGUAAGAGCCGAGGACCCUUUGGAGUUCCAUCAUGGCAGCAUGUCCUGAUGCAGAGGACCAUUGGAUCAAGAAGAAAAUAAAGCGCCUACACAUUCUGGAAUUCAUUAUAGUGCCCCAAUGGUGACCUUUCACCCUGUGUGUAGCUAAAUGGAGGAGCGGGACCGCAGUCGCUCACCAUCUCGCAGGACCAGCAGAGUAGAGCAGGUGGUGGGACGCUGGCUUCGCCGCUCCAGAGAGUCCAUCAGCCGAGAGCGUGUGCUAGAAGAUGGGCAAGUUGCCGAAAAUGGCUCCCAGGAGCAGAGGAGCUGUCCAAUUAGAGUCACUGUUAAGAUCCCACUUGACCCCACCCUUAACUCCCAUGGCUUUACUGUCUCAACACACACUCCGCCGCAGGUGCUGGACGUGACGGAAGGUGGCCCUGCUGAUGGAAAGCUUGUCCCUGGUGACCAGCUUUUCAAAAUUAACAAUGUUGCUGUUGAUGAUCUAUCUGCAGAGCAGGCUGCUGACAUAAUCAGAGAAUGUCAGAACACCAUAAUACUGACUGUCCUGAGAAAUACUGUGGGGCCAAAGUCGUCCUUCAUAACUCCGGAGAAGAGAGCCAAGCUGAAGUCAAACCCAAUUAAAGUGAGGUUUGCAGAGGAGGUGGUGGUCAAUGGUCACUCACAGGGAAACUCUCUACUGUUCCUGCCAAAUGUUCUGAAGGUCUAUCUGGAGAAUGGCCAAACGAAGGCUUUUAAAUUUGAAUCUAAAACCACUGUAAAGGACAUAGUGAUGACUCUGAAGGAGAAACUCUCAAUCAGCCGUAUUGAACACUUCUCUCUGGUGCUGGAACAACAAUACAGAAUCAGCAAACUAUAUCUAUUGCAUGAGGAAGAGAUUAUUCAAAAGGUGGUUGAAAAGAAGGAGACUCACGACUACAGGUGUCUGUUCCGUGUCUGCUUUCUACCUAGAGACUUCACCUGCAUGCUCAAAGAUGAUCCUGUGGCCUUUGAGUAUCUAUACCUACAGGUGUGUGCUUGUGUCUGUCUACAGGACAGGGAGUCAAUAGUGAGUUUGUUGGUGGGAGCUCAGUAUGGGGUGAGUCAGGUGAUCAACCACAAGCUGAGCAUCAUGACCACCCUAACUGAAUUCAGCUCUAUUACCAGAGUGGAAUUAUUACCUGAGUCUGACAGAGUUAGUCUGGUCAAGAUCUACCUGCAGGAUAUAAAGCCAAUAACCUUGCUGAUGGAGACAGUGGCAGCUAAAGAUUUAUUGUGUCUAGUUGCUGGAUACUGCAGACUUCUCGUGGACCCCCAGAUCUGUGUGUUCCCCUGGUCAGAUCAUUCAAAGAGCCACCGAAUAUCAGCAGAGGAAGGUUAUGUGUCACACUGUGGCAGUGACUCUGACGACUCAGACACAGACGUGGAUGCUCUCCUUGCUCAUGUUGCUAGCACUGCCAAAAGCAACAACACAGCAGAUAAACCCAGUGAUAAGCUACCAGAAGAAACUGAAAAAGCACAAAGAUACAUGGACAAAGAUGAAGAGGUGAAGAAGGAAGGGGGCAAAGAAGAGGAGGUGGUUGAGAAGAAGGAAAGGGAGGAGGACAAAGAAACCAUCCAUCAGUAUAUAAAUGGUAAUAAUGGAAAGACAGUAGAAAUAGACGAUGAGAGUGUAGGCACAGAAAAGGAAAACAAAGAGCAAGAGAAAAAGCCUGAACAACCUCAGUGUGUCAUCAUUGUCGAUGACCCAUCAUCUGAAGCAUCUGAUUCAUACCAAACUGAGUCACAUUUCAUGACCAGCAUGUCCAGUGACUCUAUAGAUGCCCUAGAGGAGGACGACCUCAUGACCUACUUUUCUACCAGACGCCCAUGCCAUUUACCAGUGAAAGAUUCUUACUGCUGUGAAGAUCGCUAUUCACCAUCAUUGUCUCCACGGCAACCGUACAGCAAAGAUUCUCACUCCCAAGGUGACCCGUGCUCUGCUGAUUCCCAUUGUGAACCUGAUAUUGACCAAUUCUUUUGCUUUCCUGCACUCUCAAAUAUUGCUGAAUGUCUACCUAGUCCCCCUGCAGCCAGUGAAGAGGAGGACUGUGAGGAGCUGGGAAUAGAGGAUGAAAAACAUGAAAAGGGGUCACCUGCAAAAUGUCCUGGAAGCACCCUAGCUCCUCCUGUGGACUAUGUGUUCACAUUUGUACAAGGAGACACUAGACACUAUUACAAUAUCUGCACCAAUGUUACCCCAGACAGUGCACGGAGCCUUCCACGACCUCUCUCUCCUUCCGGUUUUAUGGAAACACAACCAGAUCGGGAAAGAGGGGAAGCGAAUCAGAGAGAAACAGUGCCAAUUUUUCAACCCCCACCAGGGUUUGGAGACAGCAGUUCAGAUGACGAGUUCUUUGAUGCUCAGGAAAGAUUCACACCAGCUGAAGAAACCUCUUCAACAGCCAUGACAAGAGAAAAUUUUGAAGAGUCAAGCACCAUAUUACAGACACUAAGCCUGAGGGAGAUUGGCAUAUGUGCAAGUGAACAGGAGGCAGAAGAGAAGAAACAAAAGGAGGAAGAUAAAAUGGUUACACAAGUUGAAUUGUCAAAUUUCAAUAAAAGAUCCAAAAAGCGUCGCUCAUUCAUGGAAACAAAUUACACGUCCCUGGUAUCAUUCCCAGAACAGGAUAAUUUAGGUAACAGCUAUGUAAAUAACAUCCCAAUCUAUGGUCCUGUAUCAAUCAACCAAGGUGCUGGCCGAAUGGCGUGUUUUGAAGGUGGUUGCUCAGAUCAAGGUCCAUGUCCAACAGUCUCAUCCCUAACUGAUUCUGAAGGAGAACCAGCGCAACUUGAAUCCAAACCCAUCAACCCGUCCAAAGUCAAUGGAUCAGGACCACAUAUUCCCACUGAUACAGUGGGAUCACACUCAAACAAACCAUAUCAGCGGAAACAGCAACUUAUAGAGAUGGAACCAGAUUCCAUGGAGUUCAAAUCAGUCAAUGAACUAAUGCCUACUGCAUCGCCAGCUAUAGUAGCAGUACGCUCCCGUAUAGACCUACAGGAUAAAGGAAGCACCAGUAACCAUAGCAGAGAUGAUCAAGAGGAGAGUACAGUGGGAGGUCUAGUUGAGAGAAUGUUUGGAGACCACUUGUUCUUUGAUAUGUCUAAAGAACAGUGUGAUAGCAGUGUUUUAUUUGGUCAAAGAGAUCAGGUAACCAAACAGAUGGAAGAUUUUUUCCAAGGCAGUUCAGUGACUCAAAAGAGCAGCUCACUGCCAAGACUAGGCCAGAUAUCCCCAUCAAGUUUACCCUACUUCCAUGUCCCGAGCAUAUCAUACACCACAAGCCCUGAUGUAGACAGAGACAGCAGUUUUGUACAUCUACAAUUUGGGAUGGGAAAGCACUCAGUGGAGCCAACAGAGAGGACCAGGAGUCAGAGUAUGUCUGCAUCUUUUGGUAGUGGGCCAUCAAGGCACUUAUUUUCCCAGCGAGUCAGAGGACCAGAAUUUGAUGAAACUGACAAUAAUUGUGACCCUUCACUCCAAGAACUGUCUUCUGCUGUUCCGUCUUAUGAACCAGCCCAAAGGUUCCUUCUUACACCCUAUUCAUCCGGCAUCCUUGGGCGACUCUCUGCCUCAACAUUGCGGGGAAAGAUCCAGAACCUUCCCCUCUACUUAUCACGUUCCCAGGAAAUGCUAAAUGGCAGCUCUGAUGGCAAUGGCAAUGUUAAACCUGUGAGAAGACUUUCAGAAACACAACUACAAAAAAAUGAAGUUGAAGUAGCAAAAGAGGCAACUGAGGAUGUGACGUUGAAUGAAGGUUCUCCUAAAGUUACAGAGGUAAAAGUGGUUACCAUAGUAUCUGAAGAUGUCACUGAGGUCAUUGAGGAGGUAAGAGAGGUCAGCCACAUUGGCCUCAAAGCAUGUGGACAGCUGAAAACCAAAACUGAACCUAAAGAUUUUUCUGGAAUAGCCAUAGGGGAGUUUUCUGGAAUGUGCUCCAAGGCAGACAACUCACUCCAAGUCAGCCCCUCAUCCGUAGUGGUUACAACACAGAACUUAAACGGACCCUGGGGGGUGGUAACGUCUAGUGGGUUACAAGAAUGUAGCCACCCACCCUCAAGCACAACACCCCAUAACUUUACCUCUAGCUGUGGGGUUUUCGCAAACUGCCAGUCCAAACCUACCAUAGCCCAGCCAAAAUCCUUGCCCAGCCCAAAUCAACAUGAAAAACCAGACCUUAGCUGCAGCUCGGUACUGGCUAUGGGGUGUGACACUGUAAUGGAGGGUGCUCAGACACCUUUAGAGGUCUGCCAUACAGUAUACACCAACUGUUUCACUGGAGUUCUUGACAGCGCCAGCUUCGAUGAUGAACUCACUGUAUAUGAGUUUUCCCGCAGAACGAGCCAGGGUGAAACAGGGGAUGCUGUGCUGAAAUCUGUCCCUCCUUCCUCCCUCUCUGCAUCCCCUGCAUCUUUCUCUCCAUCUUCUCCAUUGCCCUCAUUCCCACAUCUAGUACUGCCUGCUUCUUCAUCUACAGAGCUCAGUCCCCUUCUGUCUCCAUUGGAUGCUCCUGACUGCUUCCUUUCGGACCCUCAUGAAGAUAUCAUCACUUCGCUGCUGACUCGUCGAUAUCCCCUACCACCAACAGGAUUCCUUUCUUUGCAAAGGGAUGUGGAUACCCUCUUAAAUGUCCUUGCUGGCGCUAUGAAAAACCAAGACGGGGUCCACAAGCACACCAGGGAUACCUGUGUAGCUCACUUUUCAGAGAACAAAAGGCGAUUACAUGCAGAGGCUCGGGGGCUUUUAGCUGGAUGCCAACGCGUGGUCCGAGUUGGGCAGACGCCAGAGGAAACACUUCAAUCAUUGUCUGAAAGCUUCCGCUCACUGGUACAGCUGACAAGUGUGUGUUUAUGUUUCUCUAACUGCCAGCGAUGCAGGGAGCGCCAUGCCCAAGCACUUACCGGACUAGCAAGUGUUGCAAAAACUUAUCAGGGCUUUGCUCGGGCAGCAGAGCUAGUAGGAAGUGCUACCGAAAGAAAGACUUGUCAUGAUCUCAGUAUUAAACUUCUGGCUCGCCAGUGCACUGCGCUAACGACCUCAGUCUUCUGCCUCACCCAGCUCUUUCGCACUCUCACUGCCCUUUAGUGUUGUCAAAAGUACCGAUGUCGGUACCAGUCGGUACUGAAAUUUAAAAAAUGUGACGAUACUAGCAUUUCCCGCUAGCAUUUUGAGAGCUGUUGUGUGGAUUUUCAAACACCUCUGAUCGGUCAUUGUGUUCACGCACUCCUGUGUGUAUCUGUGAAAGCGCUUAGUGAAGAGUGUAAAGCGAUGAUCAUUGUAGCCAAUCACAGAUGAGCACGAGAACACAAUGGCCAAUCAGAGGUGUUUGAGACUCCACACAACAGUGCUCAAAAUGCUAUCGGGAAAUGCUGGUAUCAUCACAUUUUUGAAAUUUCAGUUCCGACUUGUACCGACAUUGGUACUUUUGACAAAACUACUGCCCUUUGACUUUUCAACAGUUAAAUUGAGUAUUUUUCCCCCCCAAAACGGCAAGAAACCUGUCAGAAUAACUCAAAUGUGGUUCAAAAAUACUUGUUGUGGUAUAGAAUAUCAACAUUGAGGCAGUGUCCAAGCCAUACCAGUAAUAAGCGUGCACUAUACACUCACACA
This is a messenger RNA of Sinocyclocheilus grahami, 5735 nucleotides long. Its product is annotated as FERM and PDZ domain-containing protein 1-like. The coding region runs from base 252 to 5210 and encodes 1652 amino acids. The record is from RefSeq and is a predicted model, not a curated record. NCBI's taxonomy places the organism in Eukaryota, Metazoa, Chordata, Actinopteri, Cypriniformes, Cyprinidae. Gene Ontology annotation, molecular function: protein binding. The transcript has 14 exons.